AGACGAUAGCAUUCUUUUAGAGUAGCCUUUGGAUGGCCAUUUAGCUCAGCUGUUCUCUAACAAGCAUCCCGUUUCUCCUCCUCUUCCUCCUCCCUGCUCUUUUCAGCCGAAGGUAGGGUGCAUUUGAGCCAUGGCAGCCAACAGAGUGGAUUACCAUGAGGUUUUCACCACCAAGACCAUAACAGUCUGUCCACGAGCUCGCCCUCCUCAUGCUCAUGAGGCCAAAGUCAUCCAUCUCUCAAAUCUGGACAGAAAGUGUCCCGCCCUAAUGUACUUGGUGUUCUUUUACAGAUCAACUCCACCCCUUCAUGGCCGGCAGCUUUCAUCUGCUUCUCUUUUCUCCUCCUUAAAAAGGGGACUGGAGGAGGCCAUGUCCGAUUGGUACCCAGCUGCAGGCCGGCUGUGCCUCGCCCCACCACCACCCACCGGGAAGAUCAACCUGGCUUGCACCAAUUCCGGUGCACUUCUGGUCGAGGCAGCCACCCGAGCUACGAUUUCAGAUCUCGGAGACCUAGCUCAGCACAAUGACUUCUACGAACGCCUGGUCUGCAAGCCUCCCUCCGGGGCCUGCUUCGCCGACACGCCGCUUGUCGUCGGUCAGGUGACCAAGUUUGCGUGUGGAGGCUACUCGAUUGGGGUGGGCACAAACCACGCGCUCUUUGAUGGGGCGGCAAACUACAGUUUCUUGAGUGCAUGGGCUUCCAAGACGGUGGGGAGGGCAGCUGAAGGACAGGUGGAGCUCGUCGAGCCGGUCCAUGAGAGAGGAAGGCUCUUGGUCUGCCAUGGCCAGAGCCAGGUGAGCUUAUCGAAGGCUGCCGAUCGAGAAGGCGAGAUGGGAGGGUUCAUGGCUCUCGAUCAUCUGCAUCAGCUGAUCAAACAGGCAGUGUCUGCGAACUGCAUCGUUCCCGGUGGGCAGCUGAAGCUCUCGGAGAUGGACAGCACAGGGCACGAGCACUUGGUGCUGAGAACGUUCUCUGUGAGUGCUUCCAUGGUGAGCAGGCUUAAGAGCAAAGCUGCAAGCGGCUCCGCUGGCAUUUCCUGCUCUUCCUUCGAGGUGGUGGCUGCUCAUCUAUGGAAGGUGAGGACUAAAGCCUUCAACAUAGCGAAGCACAGAAUGGUGUGUCUCCAAUUUGCAGUAGACGCGAGGGCUCGGAUGCGUCCGCCACUGCCGAAAGGCUUCACAGGCAAUGCCUAUGUCCUCUCCUCCGUUGCAUGCACCAGUGCCGAGCUUGAGGAGGCUAGCCUGGCUGCUGUGGUCGGAAAGAUCAAGGUGGCAAAGCAGGCAGUGACUGACAGCUACGUGAUGAAGUAUCUGGCGGCCCUCAAUGCCGCCCCCCAAGUGGCUCUCCCCCCACUGCCGGAGCUGACGAUGGUGUCGGACUGGACAAAGACCCCGUACCACAGCAUCGAUUUCGGGAUUGGGAAAGCAGUCUUUGUGACUCCCUUGGCCACUCCAUUUCCUCAGGUUGCGUACUUCAUGCAGAGCCCGAGUGAAGCGGGAAGGGUGGACGUGAGGAUUGGGUUGCCUCACAUGCAUCUGCAGGCUUUCACCCGCUACUUCCUGUCUGCAAUGUAAUGACUAAUAAGCUGGUCAUCAGACAUCCGAUUGAUGUAUGUUGAAUAAGUACCUAACUGUCACGAACGGUCGUCGCGCACCCGCAACAACUUCGUUCAACGAACCGUUCGUCGCUCAUACCUGCAUGUACAGCUGCUUGACAGUGUUUUCUCAUGGUUUUGGGUCAUUUUGCUUGUAAAUAUGUAAGUUCGAACAAGCUGCAGCGUUACAAAGCGACCGCUCACCGAACCGAGCAAAACAGCCCCAAAACAGCCCAAAACAGCUCCGUUUUCGCGUGCCGCGGGAGGUGAGCGGAGAGCUGCCUCCGCUCACCAAAAUGUCAGCCAUCUCAGACCCCAGGAACCCCCCGGGUGGCACAGGGCUGGAUGGGGCUUCGGUUAUAUACCGGGCGUUGAACACUCUUUCGCAAGUUUGCACGUGACCUUUACGGGAACUUGGUUUUGCGCCCGAGAACAGGUGAGCGGCUGUUUGUGGGCUUGCAGUUGUUCGUUCAUCCUUGAAAGCCUUGUUUUUCUCCCUCUCCCUCUUUUCUCUUGUGCACACAAGGUGUUCGACGAAUUGCUUGUAAAGCUUUCCUUUUCGCGAGACUUCGGGACUUGUCCGUUGCUCGUUCUUUCGAUCUAACUCUCUUUCUCUUUUACAGGUCCUUCGGGACCUGCGAGAGGUUACAAAGUGGCUGAUCCUUGCAGAG
Molecule: messenger RNA, 2267 nt
Organism: Musa acuminata AAA Group (dessert banana)
Lineage: Eukaryota; Viridiplantae; Streptophyta; Magnoliopsida; Zingiberales; Musaceae
Product: brassinosteroid-related acyltransferase 1-like
Exons: 3
Coding region: 131-1576 (481 amino acids)
Molecular function (GO): acyltransferase activity, transferring groups other than amino-acyl groups
Source: RefSeq, a predicted model, not a curated record